AUGCCGACUACUAUGAAGAACCCACAGAUCGUGCACGCAGACACGAUCAGAAUGGGCAAAUGGACCGAUUUCGACCAUGUCGAAGCAGACAAACUCGGCACAUGCUCUGUCACGGCAAUUGUCAACGAGGAGGGGUUCUUGCUCUCUAAUACAUCCUCCGAUGGGUAUAGGGAGAUCCCUGCUGCGGAACAAGUGUGUGCGCUAUACAAUGGGAACAAAACGCUCUUCGGGAACAAACCCGUGGAUGUGUGGAUUGUGUACGAGCAGGAAAAUUCAGUCAAAGGACGAGGUAUUCGGAGUGUUAUGCGGAAGAUCGGACCUGAGAGUGUUUUCGAGCAGGUGUAUAACGGGGAAUCUUUCAUGAAUCCGCCGAGUGAGGAGGGUGCGAGGUUUUGUUUGAUGUUGGGGAGUGCGGGUGUUGUGGCUACUAUGUCCCGGCAGGACAGAGGAGGAUAUCCUAUUCUGCUUUCUGGGGAUGGAACGACUGUGGUGUGUCGAUAG
Messenger RNA from Penicillium crustosum, 501 nucleotides. RefSeq lists its product as uncharacterized. The record is from RefSeq and is a predicted model, not a curated record. The transcript has a single exon. NCBI's taxonomy places the organism in Eukaryota, Fungi, Ascomycota, Eurotiomycetes, Eurotiales, Aspergillaceae. Bases 1 to 501 code for a protein of 166 amino acids.